AUGUCAGUCAGCAGGAAGAACUGGGCCGCGCUGUCCAGCCUGGCCAGGCAGUGGACCCUGGAGGAUGACGAGGAACAGGAACGGGAACGGCGGCGGCGACACCGGAACCUGAGCUCCACCACGGACGACGAGGUGGCCCAGCCUGCCCAGGAUGGAGCCCCGGCAGCCCCAGAGAGACUGCCGAGCGUGGAGGAAAUGGAGGUCUCCCCCCGACCACCCCUAGACCCCAGAGGUGAGGACGAGGACGGGCGGGCCGUCCUCAGGGCACGGCAGGAGCGGAGGCAGAAGCCGCGGGAGGCGGAGGUCGCGCGGGCCCCCGUCCGGGAGCAGCUGGUCGCAGAGGAGGAGGACGGCGUGGGCACCGGGCAGGCCAGGCAGCUGCCCCUGGCGCCCGAGGAGGAGCUGGGGUUGCUGCCUUGCCGGAGCCCGAGCCGGGAGCAGCGGAGCUCCUGGGUCCGGGAGGAGGAGAGCUUGGUGGGCAGGGAGCCGGGAUGCAGCAGGAAGGGGGGCUCAGAGAAGCCCUCUGCGCCAGAGAAGACAUUAGCGCCUGCAAAGAGCCUGGACGCCAAGGAAAUCUCCGCCUCCGGGAAGACCCCCAGCCCUGAGAAAGUGUCUGUGUCCCAGAAGAUCGCAGUGUUGGAGAAAAGAACCAUCUUGGGAAAGAGGUUGGUUCUGGAAAAAACAAGUGUCUUGGAGAAGCUGCCGUCCCCAGGGAAGACGUCGGACUCAGAAAAGAGACUGACGUCUGAGAAAGCAGCAGUCUUUGAGAAGACCCCGGCCCCUGAGAGGCGGCUGGCCCCAGCGAGGGCGGCGGCCCCAGGGCAGCCCCAGGCCCAGGAGCAGCCAGCCUCUGCGCGGAGCCCGUCCACCCCUAAGGGGCAGGGGAGGGCCGGCCCCGAGCAGGAGCCCCCGUCCUCGGCGGGGCUGCGGGAGCUGGGGGCAGAGCGUCCGGCUGUGACUUGCCACCUCCCACCCAUCACUCUCCAGAUGAAAACCCCUAGCGAGGAGGACGAGGCGGACACACCCUCGCCCACCCAGGCCACCUACAGCAGCUCCCUGAAGCGCGCCAGCCCCAGGACCAUCUCCUUUCGGAUGAGCCUCCGGAGAGACCACUCAGAGGCAGCCUUAACCCGCAGCACCAGCAUGAGGCUCCCGGCCAGCUCCUCCACACUGGGCCAGAAGCUGGAGAGAUACCACACAGCUGUACAGAGAUCAGGGUCAGUCAGGUCUCCGGGCCCCUCCCGCGCUGAGUUCUUGGUGGCUCCCGUGGACGUCGCCAGCAAGCGCCACCUCUUUGAGAAGGAGCUGGUGGGUCAGGGCCGAGAAGGACCAGCCUCCAGCCGGAGGGAGGACUUCCGGCUCUCAGGGGUUGUGACAUCGAGGCUCAACCUGUGGAUCAGCAGGACCCAGGAGUCAGGAGACGGGGACCCGCAGGAGGUGCAGAAAGAGUCGGCAGCCGCCAGGAGGAUCCAGUGGAGGAAGAAAGCAGACCCCUCCCUGGAUGCCGAGGUGAGGCUGGGCUGUCCCAACCUGGGGAACGCUGGCUGCACCCUCCGCUGGCUUCGCUUCCCCACAGCUGUGCAAGCCCCUACCCCCCUCAACCAGCAGAUCUGGGGCCUCUGGCCCAGUGUGGUGGAUCUUGGGCUCCAGCGCCAGCCUGGGCACAGCACGACUCUCGUCCGCACCUCAGGCCUCAGCGUCCCGUCCAGAGAUGGCUCUUCCUCCCAGUCCCUUCCAGGGUCAGGGGCGCCGUCCUGCAAGAAACCCCGGGUCCCUGCCUGGUCCGAGCCCAGCAGGUGUCUCCGUGUACCUCUCAGAGGCCUGUGCACCCGCUUCGGCCAGGCUGGAAGCAUCGCACUGUCUUCCUUGGCCCCGUCCCCUGCUUUGUUCCCCCUCACAUCCCCACCUGCUGCUCUGGCCAAGCCAUCCUGUGCUCCCCUCCCCCUGUUCUCAGGAAAGAGCUGA
This is a messenger RNA of Mesoplodon densirostris (Blainville's beaked whale), 1965 nucleotides long. RefSeq names its product ladinin 1 (gene LAD1). Gene Ontology annotation, molecular function: structural molecule activity. The transcript has 11 exons. The record is from RefSeq and is a predicted model, not a curated record. Bases 1 to 1965 code for a protein of 654 amino acids. Lineage: Eukaryota; Metazoa; Chordata; Mammalia; Artiodactyla; Ziphiidae.